This is a messenger RNA of Styela clava, 433 nucleotides long. The record is from RefSeq and is a predicted model, not a curated record. NCBI's taxonomy places the organism in Eukaryota, Metazoa, Chordata, Ascidiacea, Stolidobranchia, Styelidae.
UCCAAGAAAUGCUUCAUUAUCUACAUGGAUAAACAUCAAAAAGUGCGUGGUCACUCUGACCCUAAAGCUAGUCAAGGUUCAAGUUCUCAAGGUGGAAAUGCACCAACAACAUUACACAUUGAAUUGCCAACAUCUGCUGUUGCACAAAACACUGGUUCCGCAGGGAGUGGAGGACCCGUGGAUGUUCAUCAGCCAGCCCGACACCAGGUGGUUCACCAACAACCGACAACACGAAAUGUCGUAAUGUCGCGCAAUGUCGUUAUAAAACACAUUCACCAUCAUCGCACUCAUCAUUACCAUGCUGCCCCGGUUUAUCAAGGCUCAGUAAUAAAAGGAGACAUCGUGGGGUCGAAAGCUCAAAUAAAAGACGCUUCAAUUGGAGCUAUUGGUGGUACGUAUUGAAUAAUAUUGUGUGAACUGAAGUGACUUAUUU